AUGGACCACCUCCCUGAGCCCGCGGUCGAGCUGUGGCACAAGGUCGUGCCACUGGGCCUGAUCUUCUUCGCGGCCAGCUUCAACCUGACGAUCCUGCAGUCCCUGAAAGACUCAAUCGUGGUCGUCGCGAGCGGCGCGGAGACGCUGCCGUUUUUGAUGUCUCUGUGCGUGCUGCCGGCCUCGCUGGCGUUCUUCGUCGCGUACGGGAACAUGGUCUCGCGACUCCCCGAGCGGUCGGUCUUUUACGCCGCCGUCGCCCCCCUCCUCGCCUUCUACGCGCUCUUCGCCGCCGUCAUCUACCCCGCCGCGCCCGCGCUGCACUUCGACGCCGCGGCGCUGCUGGGCGCGGUGCCCAGCGGGCUGCACGGGUUGGUCAAGGUCGUGUCGAACUGGACAUACUCGCUGUUUUUCUGCUUCGCGGAGCUCUGGGGCAGCGUCGUCAUCAGCGUGCUGUUCUGGUGGGUAGAGCUCUGA
Molecule: messenger RNA, 474 nt
Organism: Monoraphidium neglectum
Lineage: Eukaryota; Viridiplantae; Chlorophyta; Chlorophyceae; Sphaeropleales; Selenastraceae
Product: ADP,ATP carrier protein 1
Exons: 2
Coding region: 1-474 (157 amino acids)
Biological process (GO): nucleotide transport
Cellular component (GO): membrane
Molecular function (GO): ATP:ADP antiporter activity
Source: RefSeq, a predicted model, not a curated record